AGGGAGAGGGCAGUGAAGCCAUGCGUGCCGCGGCGGCCACGGCGGCCCCCAACGCGUCCUGGUGGGCGCUGGCCAACGCCACGGGCUGCCCAGACUGCGGCGCCAAUGCCUCGGACGACAGGGCCCCGGAGCUGCGGCUGCUGGACGCCUGGCUCGUGCCCCUCUUCUUCGCCGCGCUGAUGCUGCUCGGCCUGGCAGGGAACUCUCUGGUCCUUUUCGUCAUCUGCCGCCACAAGCAGAUGCGGACGGUGACCAACUUUUACAUAGCCAACUUGGCGGCCACGGACGUGACCUUCCUGCUGUGCUGCGUGCCCUUCACGGCCUUGCUCUACCCGCUGCCCGCCUGGGUGCUGGGCGACUUCAUGUGCAAGUUCGUCAACUACAUGCAGCAGGUCUCGGUGCAGGCCACGUGCGCCACCCUGACGGCCAUGAGCGUGGACCGCUGGUACGUGACCGUGUUCCCGCUGCGCGCCCUGCACCGCCGCACGCCCCGCCUGGCUCUGGCGGUCAGCCUCGGCAUCUGGGUGGGCUCCGCGACGGUGUCCGCGCCCGUGCUGGCUCUGCACCGCCUCUCGCCGGGGCCCCGCACCUACUGCAGUGAGGCCUUCCCCAGCCGGGCCCUGGAGCGCGCCUUCGCGCUCUACAACCUGUUGGCGCUCUACCUGCUGCCGCUGGCCGCCACCUGUGCCUGCUACGGGGCCAUGCUGCGCCACCUGGGCCGCACCGCCGCGCGCCCGGCGGCCGCCGACAGCGCCCUGCAGGGGCAGCUGCUGGCAGAGCGGGCGGGCGCCGUGCGCGCCCGGGUCUCACGGCUGGUGGCCGCCGUGGUCCUGCUCUUCGCCGCCUGCUGGGGCCCCAUCCAGCUGUUCCUGGUGCUGCAGGCGCUGCGCCCCGCCGGCGCCUGGCACCCGCGCAGCUACGCGGCUUACGCGCUCAAGAUCUGGGCGCACUGCAUGUCCUACAGCAACUCGGCGCUGAACCCGCUGCUCUACGCCUUCCUGGGCUCGCACUUCCGCCAGGCCUUCCGCGGGGUCUGCCCCUGCGCCCCUCGGCGGCCCCUCGUCCCCCCCCGCCCCGCCCGCGGAGCUGCACGGCCUGGGCCCUGGGCGCGCCCCAGCCCCCGCCGCGCCGGGGAGCAGAGCGAGCGUCCCCAGGGCGCCCUGGGGUAGAGCUGGGCCCCUCCCAACAGGUGCUGCCCGGACAGCAGCUGCUACCGUGUGGCUGCCCUGCGCGUCCUUUCUGUGCCACACAAUCCUAGUGAGGACGUCCUGUCCCCGCCAAGGCUCCGCACCAACUCGCUGGCCUGCUUGCUGCUGGACA
This is a messenger RNA of Canis lupus familiaris (dog), 1320 nucleotides long. RefSeq names its product KISS1 receptor (gene KISS1R). NCBI's taxonomy places the organism in Eukaryota, Metazoa, Chordata, Mammalia, Carnivora, Canidae. Gene Ontology annotation, molecular function: G protein-coupled peptide receptor activity. Gene Ontology annotation, biological process: neuropeptide signaling pathway. The record is from RefSeq and is marked provisional. Gene Ontology annotation, cellular component: membrane.